Molecule: messenger RNA, 9099 nt
Organism: Peromyscus leucopus (white-footed mouse)
Lineage: Eukaryota; Metazoa; Chordata; Mammalia; Rodentia; Cricetidae
Gene: Gpr179
Product: G protein-coupled receptor 179
Biological process (GO): G protein-coupled receptor signaling pathway
Cellular component (GO): membrane
Molecular function (GO): G protein-coupled receptor activity
Source: RefSeq, a predicted model, not a curated record
AUGGGCACCAGGGCAGUAGUCACGCCUUCUCUUGUUUGGGGGCUGCUGAGUUGCUGCUUCCUCUGCGAUUGGGCUCUGGGGAGCCAAAGGCCCUUCCGCUCUCUGCCUCCACUAUCCUCCCAAGCCAAGCCAGGACCCGGGCCCACAUGGAAUCCCCCGCAGGGGGCCAACGCAGCCCUGGCCUUUCUCUACUCUGGAGAUGUCCAUCACCUGUCAGGGGCUAAUUGCAGUGAGAGUUACCAAGUCCGUGGGGCAGAAGGCAGAGUGGGCAUCCCCCCAGUCCUACAGAGAGCGGCGGGCACCCUGGCCCAGGCUGCCAAUUUCCUCAACAUGCUCCUACAAGCCAACGACAUCCGGGAGUCGAGUGUGGAGGAGGAUGUCGAGUGGUAUCAGGCACUUGUCCGAAGUGUGGCAGAGGGGGACCCAAAAGCCUACAGGGCUCUACUGACCUUUAACCCUCCACCAGGGGCCAGCCACCUUCAGCUGGCCCUGCAGGCCACCCGGAUGGGGGACGAGACCAUCCUUCAGGACCUGUCUGGGAACAGAGUACAGGAAGAAAAUCCAGAAGAGGACCUGGUCAGCCUUGGCUUGCAGAAGCGAAUACUGACCAAUGACCUAAGGAGUCUUGACAGCCCUAAGUGGCCACGGGGAGAUGGCUAUGUAGGCGACAUCCAUCAGGUGAAGCUGUCUCCUCCCUUCCUGGAAUGCCACGAGGGCCGGCUCCGUCCUGGCUGGCUCAUCACAGUCUCGGCCACAUUCUAUGGACUCAAGCCAGACCUCACCCCGGAAGUCAGGGGGCAGGUGCAGAUGGACAUCGACCUCCAAAGCGUGGACAUCAAUCAGUGUGCAAGCGGCCCAGGCUGGUACUCGAACACUCACCUGUGUGAUCUCAACAGCACUCAGUGUGUCCCUCUGGAGAGUCAGGGUUUUGUCCUUGGCCGUUAUCUCUGUCGCUGCCGACCUGGAUUCUACGGUGCUGGCAGUUCUGGGGGGUUAGAGGAGCGUGCAAGUCAGACUGCCGGCCAGUUCGGGUCCCCACAAGGCAGCCUCGGGAAGCUGCUGCGGUGCCAGCCAUGUCCUGAGGGCUGCACCAGCUGUCUGGAUGCCACACCAUGCCUGGUGGAGGAGGCCCUGGCACUGAACGCAGUGCUGGGCUGCCAGACCUGCUGCAUGCUGGUGGUCUUCCUGAGUAUGCUGGUUGCCUACCGUUGCCGAGGGAGCAAGAGGAUCCGGGCAUCUGGAAUCUUCCUGCUGGAAACCAUCCUUUUUGGAUCCUUACUGCUCUACUUUCCUGUGUUCAUCCUCUACUUCAAGCCCAGUGUGUUCCGCUGCAUCGCUCUCCGCUGGGUCCGGCUGCUGGGCUUUGCCGUCGUCUAUGGGACCAUCAUACUGAAGCUUUAUAGGGUGCUCCAGCUGUUUCUGUCUCGAACGGCCCAGCGGGGUCCACAUCCAAGCAGUGGGCAGUUGCUGCGGCGUCUGGGGCAGCUCCUUCUGUUGGUAUUGGGCUUCCUGGUUGUGUGGACGGCGGGCGUCCUGGAGCCAGGCAUCGAGCACACGCCUCUGGUGACCCGAGGCCACACUCCCACCGGCCGCCACUUCUACCUCUGUCACCAUGACCACUGGGACUACAUCAUGGUUGUGGCGGAAAUGCUGCUGCUGUGUUGGGGCAGCUUCCUCUGCUAUGCCACCCGGGCUGUCCCCUCGGCCUUCCAUGAACCACGCUACAUGAGCAUCGCCCUGCACAAUGAGCUGCUCCUCUCUACGGUCUUCCACACAGCCAGGUUUGUGCUGGUUCCUUCCCUGAACCCAGACUGGACACUUCUCCUCUUCUUCCUCCACACCCACAGUACAGUCACAGCCACCCUAGCUCUGAUCUUCAUCCCGAAGUUCUGGAAGCCAGGGGCGCCUCCCCGAGAGGAGAUCUUGGAUGAAGUGUAUGAGGACGAGCUGGAACUGCAACGUUCAGGCUCCUACCUCAACAGCAGCAUCGCCUCAGCCUGGAGCGAGCGCAGCCUGGACGCAGGGGAUAUCCGGGAUGAGCUGAAGAAGCUCUACGCCCAGCUAGAGGUCCGCAAGACCAAGGAGAUGGCGGCUAACAACCCCCACCUGCCCAAGAAGCGGAGCAGCUCGCGCCAGGGCCUGGGGCGCUCUUUCAUGAGGUACCUGGCUGAGUUCCCCGAGGCCCUGGCUAGGCAGCACUCCCGGGACUCGGGCUCUCCAGGCCGCGGCAGCCUGCCAGGCUCUUCCAGACGCAGGCUUCUCAGCUCCAGCCUUCAAGAAACUGAGAAGCCACCGGCCCUGCGCAAGACCCGCAGCACCUAUGAGCACCACAGGGAGCAUAACACGCUGAGGAGAACCCUGUCCAGGAGGGCCUCGCCAGCCUCGGAGGGCCACGGAGAGGGGCCCCCAGCGCUGGGCUUCAGGUCGGCCAGUGCUCACAACCUGACGGUGGGAGAAAGGCUCCCCCGCGCCAGGCCCAUCUCCCUGCACAAGUCCCUCAGUGUGGUGGCUGGCUCCAGGGAAAAGGCUCUGCUUGUGGCCAGUCAGGCCUACCUGGAGGAAACCUAUCGGCAGGCAAAAGAGAGAGAGGAGCGAAAGAAGGCUGAGGCCGCCACGGUGAGCCCAGUGCGGAGGCCGUCGGCCAGGAGGUCGGAGCGGCCCCUGAGGGCUCCCCUCUCAGCCCCACCUUCCCCGGCCAAGAGCAGCAGUGUGGACGGCUCUCACACCCCUGGGAGGCCUCACGAGGAGGCUGGCAGGAGGCUGCCUCACCCACCCAUCCGGCACCAGGUCUCCACACCCAUCUUCGCUCUGUCUGGGGCCUACCUGGGAGAGCCAAGAAUGCUGUCUCCCACCCCGACCCCCACAUUGGCUCCUGUUCCGUUGCCAGCUCUGGCCCCAACCCCCACCUCUGUCCUGGCACCCGUCCCAAUGCCCCCCCAGAGUCCCACCCUACUCACUUUCAUCUGCCCCUGGGAGAACGCAGAACUGCCGGGAAAGAAAGAAAAUGUGGUCCAGGAAAGCCCCACGGGGCCAGAGCAAGGCAGCCACCCCCCUGCCUCAGCUCGUACCAAGAUCUGGAGGGCCCUCUCGGUGGCAGUGGAGAGAAGGGGGACUGGGGAGAGUGAGAGGACCGCAGAGGACGGACAUGUCCAGGCGGAAGCUGAUGAUGCGGAUGAGGACAAGCCCAAGGUCCUCUCAAAAUCCCACAGCCUCAAGACACCGCUGCAGCAGGGCUCCGUGCGCAGCCUGGGCCUGGCCAUCAAGGCUCUGACCCGUUCUAGGAGCACCUAUAAAGAGAAGGAAGGUGGGGAGGACGCCUCUGAGACUGGGAAGGGAGAGCCCACGGGAGUGAGCACGGGCGCUCCACCCCGAUCUCCCAGGCUAGGCCGGCCCAAAGCAGUGAGCAAGCAGGCGGCCCUCACCCUCUGUGAGGAUGAGGAGUCCCUCCAGAACCAACAGAAUGCUCACACCAGCAGAAUGCUCCAGGUCUGUCACAAAGAGGGCAGCAGAGAACAAGAAAAUAGGGACAAGAGGGCAUCGCAGGGCCCCGGGGAGAGGAGAGGCGAGAGGAUCAGUAAAAUGGGGCUUGCUACACUGAGGCAAGUUUUUGGGGAUAAAAAUGCUGAACAGGCGAGGGAAUCCUCUGUGGGAGACCAAGAGGUGGCAAAUACCACCCUCCUGCCCCUCGGCAGUGCUGACCACAGGGUGGCAGAGGUAUGCCCCUGGGAAGUAACUCAAUCAGGGAUAUGCCAGCCAGAGAGUAGCAGCAAGGCCAAAAUCUGCCCCUGGGAGGGGACUGAAGGAGGCCUUGAGAAGACUCCAUCAAGACAAGUUCUAAGUAGUUCCUGGGAAGGGAGGGAGAAAGCCCCAGAGGAAUCAGAGCCUGGGGGUGUGGGUGCCAUUACUGGGAAAAAGCCGGAGAGGCUUGUCCGGAGCCAGGAGGCAGUGUGUCCUUGGGAAAGUGCCGACCCUGGAGGUCUGUCUCCUCAGUCGGCCCAUCAGGACUCUGACAGAACCCAGGGCAGGUCUGCAGAAGCGGGCAGUACGGAGGGGGUGGGGGGAGGAAGGCACCCAGAGGUUCUCCUGCCCGAGGUUGCCAAGGCUGAGCUGUGCCCCUGGGAGCUGAGUGACGUGGGGGAGGAGACAUUGGCCCAGAGAGUGAAGGAACCCCCCGAAGAAAGGCAGAAAUCCCCCCAAAAGGGAACCUUCUGGAGCGAACAGAAUCUGGGCAGAGACCUGGUGUCUCUUUGUCCUUGGGAAAGUACAGAUUUUCGGGGUCCCUCAGCAGUCUCACUUCAAGCCCCGGGAAGCUCAGGGAGUCUGGGCAGCGGUAUUGCAGAGGUCUGCCCAUGGGAGGUAGGAGAUGCACCUACAGACAGGAAAGCUGAGGUCUGUCCCUGGGAGCUGGGAGCAGAAACACUGAAUCAGGGAACAGAGGGGGGGUCUCUCCCGGGCAAGGAGACUGCAUCCAGGAAGGGGUACUUGGGAGAGAUGGGGGAGCAAACUGCGAGGACAGCGCCUACUGUCUAUCAGGGGCAGGAGUCAGUGUGCCCCUGGGAGGACCCAGCCCCCGAGCAGUCCAGCCCACAUCCAGACAACUCCUCAUCUAAGGGUGCUGUGCAGUUACUAAGCAGUGAGGGCAGCCAGGCGCUGCAAGUGUGUCCUUGGGAAGCACUCAAGCCAGAAGAAAAGCAGGCAGCACCCUCGACGGCAGAAAUCUGUCCCUGGGAAGUCGAUGGAAGAACCCAAGCACCCUCGACGGCAGAAAUCUGUCCCUGGGAAGUAGAUGGAAAAACCCAAGCACCCUCGACGGCAGAAAUCUGUCCCUGGGAAGUAGAUGGAAGAACCCAGGACAGGGCAUCAGAACACACACUCAAAGGAAGAGAAUCUCAAAAAGACGAGGAGAAAAUACCUGGAAAAGCAAGAAUCCAAACGUGGGAAAAGGCUGGGGGGCAGACAAAGCAGGAAGCAAUCUGCCCCUGGGAGAGCAUGGCUAGCAGCACCCCGCAAAAAGACUCAGGGAAACCCCAAGCCACUCUCCAGAGGCAAGGCAGUGUGGGAGCCAAAGCUGCUGAGAUCUGCCCGUGGGACGUGGAGGAGAGCCUGACAGCUGAGAAGGCCAAGAGCUGCCCCUGGGAGGUGGGUGCUGCUGGGGCUGGAGAGGAAAGGACUGUGGGAGCUGAAGCCUGUGGGGUCUCUCGGAAUGAUACAGCUCAGACUGCCGCAGACUCUGGGCCCAGGCAGAGAGCUGCUACUCCUCCAAAGAAGCCAGAGAGGCCAUGCCUGGAGAAGGAGGUGGUCUGUCCCCGGGACAGCGUGCGUCCAGGGGACUCUUCUCAGCAGCCAGAUGCUCUGAGCUCGGAGAAACCAAAAAAUGGGCUCCAGGCUGACCACACGAGCUCCAGGCCAACAGAGGUGUGUCCCUGGGAAGUGAGCGAAGUGGAGCAAGAGUCGGGGAGUGAGCCAGCGGAGCGAGGCCCAAGGAAGCUGGAAAAGGGGGCUUCCCUUCCAAGAGGAACAUCAAAAGGGGAUGCAAAACUCCACCAGGAACAGGAAGCCAUCAGCCCUCAGAAGGACGAGGAUUUGAGGGAACCAUCUGCCCAGGCCCCCACGGUCUCAGAUUUGCCCAGCAGCAUCAGUAGUCAGGUGGCAGAGGGACAGUCCUCAGAAGCAAGUGACAGGGUAACAGAGAAGGGAAGCCUGCGACAAAACCUGAGGUCGGGUUCCCUCCCAGAACACACACCCCAAGAAAAAGCUACAGCUUCGAAAUCCCAGUUCCCUGCUGACGGGGAAGGAACAAGCAAGGAGCUCCAGUCUGUCUGUCCCUGGGAGGGCGUGAUGCUGGCCAGCCCCUCCCCGCACCCUCCCGGUCAGUACUCUGACCAACCCAGAGCCAGCGCCCAGACACCGGUCAGUACUGGCGGGAGGGUUGCGGAGGUGUGCCCAUGGGAUGCUCCGGUCCCAGAUCAGUCUGACCCUGACAGUGACACCAAGGCUGAAGUCUGUCCCUGGAAGGUGACGGGGAGAAUUCAGGAGACACAGAUAUCAGAACAGGAUGAAAAGGAGGAAUCUCAGGAAGAAAAAGAAAGAGCCCCUGAAAAACCAGAGCCCAAAGGUGUGGCAGUCCAGAAAAUGCCACAGACCAGGAGCUUUGGGGAGCAGGAAGCUAUGUGUCUCGGGGAGAGUCAGGACUUUGGGGUGCAACCAGCCACAGGUGCUUCUGAUGGAGGCAAGGGCAGUUCCGAGAAAGUGGACUGUGUGGGGGUCAGGGAGGCAAGAGUGUGUCCUUGGGAAGUAGAAGAAGUUCCCUCUGCCAAGAAAGCGGAGAUCUGCCCUUGGGAAGCAAGUUCAGGGACGGUGGGGGAGGGGGCACUGGACCGGGGGCAGGAUGGAGAGUCACAGGGGGCUGGAGGGGCUGAAGGACACUUUUUAGAAGCGGCAGAGGCAGUCUACCCCUCAGAAGGCACAGCAACAGCAGGGCUAUUUCCAGAGGCAGAGGCCACGGACACAGACCACCCCAAGGUCAGCCCCCAUGGAGCAAGUAGCCCAGGGCAGAGGCUAGCAGAAUUAUGUCAAUGGGAAGUGACAGACCCAGAAGGAAAUAAAAUCAAGGGCACCAUGGCAGACAUCUGUCCAUGGGAGGAAAGCAGACCCCCAUCUGAUGAAUCAGGCCCCCUGGCUUUACCAACAACCCAGACAGAUGUCCCUGCUGCCCCUGAGAAAUCACUCUGCCUCUCGGUACACAGACCUUUGGAGACCUUUCUUCCAGAGAGCAAGAGCGUCCACCCAGAAGUGAGGAAGCCACCCAGUGCUCUUCCUCUGGAAGGUGUCAGAGAACAUGGGCCUUUGGGACUUGAGCCUGGAGCCAAGUCAGACCCAGAGCCAAGUCUCGAAGAAGUGGAGGCUCCGAAGUCUCUCUCCUUGACUGAAGACCAAGGGCAAAUGACUUCUGAGGCUCAAGAUGGAGACCUCAGCCCUCCAUCUGCUUAUCCUUGGGACUGUGAAUGACAGCACCACAGUGAGGUCAGAGCUACUUCAGGACACUUCCCACGUUCCAGUUCCCAAGGAGCUGCCUCAGAGACAGACGCUUGGCUACUUCCUCUCCCCAAGAGGCCAACUGGCAACUCAUUCAAAAGGAACUGUACAAGGGUGCAGCGUGGCCCCCAAGGGAUAUCCCGUCCUCUCCACUUCUCUGUCUGCUUGAGGAAACAAAAGCCGGACCCUCCCCUUCUAAAGAAUUCUGCUAUUUGUCCAGCAUACCUGACACCAGUCAUUCAAAUCUGAACUCUCACUUAAACGGAGUUUACCCAAGGCAGCAAAGACCCAGACCACACGAGGCAGUGGCAAUUGGGAACUGUGGGCGAGGGAAGGCUAUCGAGCCAUGUGAUUUAGGAUGACAGACAGGGCUAGAAUGUGGCUCAGUGGUUAAGAACAUGCCCUGCUCUUGCAUGGGACCUAGGUUUUGCUCUCAACACCCAUAUCAAAUGAUAUCUCAACACCCAUAUCAAAUAUCCAGCUCUGGGGAAUCCUCCAAUUUCUUCUGGUCUCUGAGGCCAUUCAUGUGCACAUACCCCCAGACAGACACACAGACACACACACACAAAACUAAAAUUAAAUAAAUAUUUAAAAGAUGAAAGAUAAAUCAGAGGAAAAGGAAGACAAAAUAUGUGCCCCCAAAAAAAUCUCACCGACCUAGACCUUCUUCUCAUCCUAUUCCCUGACACGGUCCCACGGAGCCCAGGCAGGCUAGUCUAGAACUCUGUAUGUAGCCGAGGCUGACCUAACUCUUCUCAUCCUCCUGCAUCUCACUACUGAGUUCCAGGGUUACGGGGUGCACCACCAUGCCCAGUGUAUGCAGUGGUGGCAAAUGGGUGCUAGGCAAGCUCUCUGUCACCUGAACUAUAACCCCAGUCCUGCCUUUGUCUUUCUGUGGGUUAUGUGUGAGCUACAGACUGAACCCCGAUCCUCAGGAAUCUGGCAAGUCACAUCCCCAGCUCAAGGGCUUUCUUUUGAUUUGAACCUCCAAUUUCUCCUUGAUUAUUUCCCAUUUGUGCCCUGACUGAUGGCUGAAGUGUCAACAAUUAGAUGCUCUGACAUCUAUGUCACAGCUGGUGUCCACAGUGACACCACAGAACAGACAAGGAAAAACACUUCUCAGGGUCCUCCCCACACUGUACAAGGUGUUCUCCCUCCAGAUGUGCUCAGUAAGCCAUCUUCCCGUUUUCCUGGCCCAGCUCUUGCCAUCUCCACAGCUCACCUCCCUGCCUCCUCUUCCUGGUGUUUCUGUAGUCAGCAAAAAGGACCCCUCUUUAGCAAAUGCAGCCAAGGGGAGAGAUCUCUGGUUCUUAGGCAAGAACCACUCUGACUCAUUUGCACCCCUUCCCAGAGGAGCCUGGGAAAGAAAAGAGGUCCUGUUCACAGUCAGAAUCCCAGCUGCUACCUUCAGAAAGAGUAGCACUCCUAGCCAAGUGAGAAGCCCAAGGGCUGGGCAAGGCACCACGUAAACACAAAACCUCUUAGCAGCUCACUGUGUCUUGGCUCUCCUGUCAACAAUCAUUCAGGCUACCUUGCUUAAGCAGCGUGAGAUAACAGAGGGUUGCUGUUAUAUGAUAUCACCAAAGGGAAACUAGGGAAGAGGAAAAUGGCUUGGGAGAGCAAGAAGGACUGCAGACAGGCAGACUAUUGUAGCCGAGCGGCUACAUUCAAGACAACAGCGGGUCCCACCCGCUAACCGGACUGUACAGAGGUGGAAAACCCCAGAUGAGAUCAAAUGCCCAGUGAGCAAACAGGAGUCUAUAUGCAAAUGCCUCACAGAAAAAAACAGCUGAGUACUCCAUUUCCAAAAGGGAACAGAUUAACAGUCACCCACUCUCCUUUGGGGGCCAGCUGCCCUCAUUCCCACACAGAGCCCUCCUACAUACCCAGUUCUUCUGCACUGGGUUUCUACAGCAGUGUGUUGUUCUGGGCUGUGGCUACUUAGCCCUGCAACUUCUGAGCUCAGGUAGACCUCACUAACUGUGCACACCAGAGCAAUCCACUGGGUCUAGUCUAGGUGAAAAAAACACAAUUAUCUUCACAUUCAAUGUUACAAAUAGCCAC